Molecule: messenger RNA, 894 nt
Organism: Debaryomyces hansenii CBS767
Lineage: Eukaryota; Fungi; Ascomycota; Pichiomycetes; Serinales; Debaryomycetaceae
Product: putative tRNA acetyltransferase
Exons: 1
Coding region: 1-894 (297 amino acids)
Biological process (GO): tRNA modification
Molecular function (GO): RNA binding
Source: RefSeq, a predicted model, not a curated record
AUGGGCAAAAGAAAGGCAAACAAUUCAAAAGGCGGGAAUAAGAAUAAGAAAUUCAGAACUAGCGGGUUUAUUGAUCCAAGCACUAGUGGGAUAUAUGCUACAUGUAAUAGAGGUAAAGAACAGCAAUGCCGAAAGGAAUUAUUAAAUUUAUUUUCAGAUAAAGCUGAAGAGUAUUUUAAUUUGGAUGAACUAAAUGAAGAUUCUGAAACGGAACAAAAUGAGAAGGAGCUUUCAAUAGAAGAAAAGAUUCAAAAAGAAUUGAAUGAUAUGCAAGAAACCAAAGGGACUAAAAAAGAAAUCCUUAAACCAAUUGAUCUAGGAUGCGAAUGCCUUGUCUUCAUUAAGACUAGAAGACCAAUUGAACCAGCAACAUUUGUUGAAAAGCUCUGUGAAGAAUUUUCUCAGUCCAAGGUUAAGACGACAAGAUAUACUCAAAAAUUGUCACCAAUAACUUUUUCGGUUACACCAACAAUGGAAGAGAUUAAAAAGUUGGCACAAAGAGUAUUGGGUCCGCAUUUUCACAACGAAACUAAUCAGAAGCCGUAUAAAUUUGCAAUCCAGGUUUCAAAGCGUAACUUCAAUACCUUACAAAAGCCUGACAUUAUCAAAGCUAUUGCUGAAUGUGUAGGCAGGGAUCAUGGGCAUUCAGUAGAUUUGAAGAAUUAUGAUAAAUUAAUAAUGGUGGAAUGUUAUAAAAGCAAUAUUGGUAUGAGUGUGGUAAAUAAUUAUGAUAGAUUAGAAAGAUUUAACUUGCAACAAAUAUUCGAAAAAGCUGUUGAUAAUGAAUCGAAAGACAACGUUGAAGAAUCAGAAGCUACCCAGACUUUCGAUAACGCAACUAAUCUCAACAAGAAAAAAGAAGUCGAACAAGAUGAAGAUUUGAAAAGGGAAUGA